Sorghum bicolor (sorghum) is the source of this 1631-nucleotide messenger RNA. RefSeq names its product endoglucanase 14. Gene Ontology annotation, biological process: carbohydrate metabolic process. The transcript is spliced from 6 exons. The record is from RefSeq and is a predicted model, not a curated record. NCBI's taxonomy places the organism in Eukaryota, Viridiplantae, Streptophyta, Magnoliopsida, Poales, Poaceae. Gene Ontology annotation, molecular function: hydrolase activity, hydrolyzing O-glycosyl compounds. The coding region runs from base 1 to 1473 and encodes 490 amino acids.
AUGGCUACAAUUAAUCAUUGUGUAGCAGAUAUUCAAGGGACACCGAAUGGUAAAAAGAGGGAAAAAUUCACAAUAAAUAGUAACUGCCGUGUAAAUAGUCCCAACUACCGCGCCGCCCUCGCCAACGCGCUGCUCUACUUCGAGGGCCAGCGCUCCGGCAAGCUGCCGCCGGACCAGCGCGUCCAGUGGCGCGGCGACUCCGCGCUCGCCGACGGCCGCGACCACGGCGUGGACCUCACCGGCGGCUACUACGACUCCGGCGACAACGUGAAGUUCGGCCUGCCGCUGGCGUUCACGGUGACGAUGCUGGCAUGGAGCGUGGUGGAGCACGAGCGGCCACUGGCGGCGGCGGGGGAGCUCCGGAACGCGCUGGCCGCCGUCCGCUGGGGCGCCGACUACCUGGCACGGGCGCACGCGGCCGACGAGACGCUGUACGUGCAGGUCGGCGACGGCGACUCGGACCACUCGUGCUGGCAGAGACCCGAGGACAUGGACACCCCGCGCACGUCCUACAGCGUCGACGCCUCCCGGCCCGGGUCCGACGUCGCCGGCGAGACGGCGGCCGCGCUCGCCGCCGCCUCCGUCGCGUUCCGCCAAUUCGACCCCGGCUUCAGCGCCAUGCUCCUCGGCCACGCCGAGCAGCUGUUCCGUUUCGCCAAGAUCCACCGUGGCCUCUACCAGAACAGCGUGCCGGAGGCUGCAAAAUUCUAUCCGAGCCGCGGCGAUGAGGACGAGUUGAUCUGGGCUGCAGUCUGGCUCUUCAUCGCCACCGGUGGUGAAGACUACAAGGCUUUCAUCGCCGGUGACGGCAACGUCGGCGGGGCGCAGACCUCGUUCUCAUGGGACAACAAGUUCGUCGGCGCACAAGCACUCGUCGCCAAGCUCAUCUUGGAAGGGAAGCUGCCCGACGCCGGCAACGCGGCGGCGAUGAAGAGGCACCUGGAGGAGUUCCUCUGCGGCGUGCUGGAGCACAACAGGCUGAGCCCCGGCGGCGUGCUGUGGCUGGAGUCGUGGAACAACCUGCAGUACGUGACCCCCGCGGCGUUCGUGGUCGCCGCGCACGCCGACCACCUGGCGUCGGCCGCCGCCGCCGCAGCCGCGCUCCGGUGCGGCGGCGCGGCGCAGCUGCUGGCGUUCGCGCGGUCCCAGGCGGACUACAUCCUGGGCGCCAACCCGGAGAGGAUGAGCUACAUGGUCGGGUACGGGACGAGGUUCCCGGAGCAGGUGCACCACCGCGGCGCGUCGGUGCCGUCCAUCAAGUCCAGCCCCGGCAAGGUCACCUGCAAGGGAGGGUUCGGCUACUUGAGCAGGGACGGGCCCAACCCCAACGUGCUCGUCGGCGCCAUCGUCGGAGGGCCCGAUGGCAGCGACCGGUACGACGAUUCCCGGCAGAAUUACCAGCAGACCGAGCCGUCCACCGUCACCGUCGCGCCCAUGGUCGGAGUGCUUGCCAGGCUUUCGCAACGGAACUGAGGAAGUGAGGAUGAGAUUUGACAUGGCUCUCCAUCUUUUUUUAGCAGGAGGUUGCUUGCGUUUAGAGGAUUAUUCGGUGACAAUGCUGAACAAUUAUGAUUUAUUACUCUCUUAGAAAUCUUGUAAAUUGACCACAAAUGAUAUCCAAUAAAAUCACU